Symbiodinium pilosum is the source of this 603-nucleotide messenger RNA. Lineage: Eukaryota; Dinophyceae; Suessiales; Symbiodiniaceae. The record is from the annotation of a GenBank genome assembly.
GUGAGGAACGUGAUGGCCAGCAAGCCCAAGAACAAUUCGGAUGCCAUCUUGGCACUGCGCGAAGUGAGAGAGCUGCUGCUGGAGGAGGUGGUCGGCCAUGGCCAUCAUGGCCCAGAUGAGUACACCCGAGGCGGUGUCAAGACAUGCAAGCAGAGAAUGCCCAUCGAAGGUCUUGUCCAAGACAAGUUCUACGAGGGCAAAAUUGUGAAGAAGACUCGCGCAGGAUUGAUUAUCGACAUCAACUCGGAGUGUUUGGGCCUUCUCCGUUGGAGAUUGCUCAAAGGAGUUCCCAAGAAGCUUCAAAAGGUUGGAGGCUUCUUGGCAAACUUGUUGGUCACAAAGAUAGACAAGGCAGAGCAGCGCGUCAUUCUGAAGCUGCAAGGAAUAGGUUUCAGCCACGACACCGUCGAAGAAACGUGCUACAAGGACAUCUAUGGGUAUGUCCACCACUGGUCCCAGCUCCCUGGUGCUCCUCCUUAUGCUCGACUUGUACCACCACUUGCAGAGACCAACGCAGAUUCCAACGCCCGGGUGAACCGACCGCUGGCGCCACGAGACAAGCGCCUGGCCCGAUGGGGCAAGAACGGCCCCCGCAGCUCCUGA